Messenger RNA from Cololabis saira (Pacific saury), 1385 nucleotides. RefSeq names its product neuromedin U receptor 1a (gene nmur1a). Gene Ontology annotation, biological process: G protein-coupled receptor signaling pathway. The record is from RefSeq and is a predicted model, not a curated record. The coding region runs from base 81 to 1385 and encodes 434 amino acids. NCBI's taxonomy places the organism in Eukaryota, Metazoa, Chordata, Actinopteri, Beloniformes, Belonidae. Gene Ontology annotation, cellular component: plasma membrane. Gene Ontology annotation, molecular function: neuromedin U receptor activity. The transcript is spliced from 3 exons.
UCAAGGAUCUGCUUGUUGUUCACACUUAAAUAUCAACUGGGAAUUUCUGCAAAGGACUUCAUUGACGAUCGUGAGCCAGGAUGUCAUCACAAAACUGCUCAGUUGAUCUAAUGGCUGAAAAAGAGGAAUGGCCUUGUCCUCCAGGACAAAACUGUGUCAACAUGACCUCUGGCAUGAAUGUCAGUCACAUUGAUCUGGAUGAUGCGUGUCUGACGGUGGAGGGGUUUCUGGAGAAAUAUCUUGGCCCCCGACGGUCAUCUGUGUUCCUCCCCGUCUGCCUCAUUUACCUGCUUAUCUUCUUGACCGGUGUUGUGGGGAACGUGCUGACAUGCAUUGUCAUUGCACGCAACAAGGUCAUGUGGACGCCGACAAACUACUACUUAUUCAGCUUGGCGGUGUCAGACCUGUUGGUGCUUCUACUUGGGAUGCCACUAGAGCUGUACGAGCUUUGGCAGAACUACCCGUUUCUCCUGGGGAAAGGAGGCUGCUACUUCAAAACCUUCUUAUUCGAGACGGUCUGCUUGGCAUCCAUCCUCAACGUAACGGCGCUGAGCAUUGAGAGAUACAUUGCUGUGGUGCACCCGCUGCGAGCAAAGUAUGUUGUGACACGAACCCAUGCCAAGCGCGUCAUCCUCACAGUGUGGGGUGUGUCAGUGAUGUGCGCUGUGCCUAAUACAAGUCUGCAUGGGAUAUUCACGCUGCACAUUCGUUCCACUGGUCCAGCUGGUUACAUUAAUGAAGAGAUUGCUGACUCGGCCAUCUGCACUCUGGUUAAACCCCGCUGGAUGUACAACUUGACCAUCCAGCUGACUACUUUUCUUUUUUUCAUCUUGCCCAUGCUGACAAUCAGCGUUCUGUACGUGCUCAUCGGACUGCAGCUGAAGCGUGAGAAGAUGCGCUUGGCCCUGGAGGCCAAGUCGGGCUUUGAACAGGACAGCUUCUGCAACAUCCGCACACAGCAGCAGAAGGCGCGUCGCAGGCAGGUCACCAAAAUGUUGUUUGUUUUAGUUGUUGUUUUUGGCAUCUGCUGGGCCCCAUUUCACACUGACCGCCUCAUGUGGAGCUUCAUCAGUGACUGGACGGACAACCACAGGGAAAUCUUUGAGUAUGUGCACAUCAUCUCAGGAGUGUUUUUCUAUCUCAGCUCAGCGGUCAACCCAAUCCUGUACAAUCUCAUGUCAACACGCUUUAGAGAAAUGUUCAGGGAGGUCAUGUGCCAUGGACCGGAUCAUAUGAGUCCCAGAAAACACUCACUCAGUGUCACCCGAGUGACGCUCCGCAGCACAUUAGGCGAUGGACCGCUCAGCAAUGGUGCCACUGUUGCUGAAGCCGAGGUAGAGGAUGGAGAAGUGAAAAUGAAAGAUGAAAAUACUUUAAUAUAUUAA